CAUGUUGCCUGCAGAGAAGCAAAUUUACUUGGGUAAACUUGAACACAGUACUCAUUUCUAAAGGGCAAACACCAGCGACAGCAAGUUGUUGCUUUUACGUCACCGGGAUGCCAGUAACAGUGCACUGACGCGACUCUCGAACCACUAAACCAUCACAGACAGUAGCUGACAUACUAUACUCCGCACAUCUCUUGCAAAUGUUACUUGUUGCAGCACAACACCCAGAUAUUGCAGGACUUCUGGAGCUGUUUCUGAAGCUGGUGCUAUCUCCUGGGUUUAUCCUUUAUAAGCUUAAUCACAGAGCAGCUACAAUUUUACCUGACAGUAGAUAAGCUAUGGUAUUAGCCCUGUUCCACUCGGGCUGUCUGUAUCUUCUAGAGAUCUGCUAAAGAGUACCUGCUCUAGAAAGAACCCAAAGUACAGACUGCUGCCCUUCAGGACGAGUUUCUGCGAUAGCUCAUACCACCAUCAAUAAUGCCCUUUCCCUGUGUUUAGCAGGGCUGGUCAAGCAGGAACCCCUAAGCCAGCAUCCCAAUGAUCACUACUUCCCUGGAAUCUCUCGUAUUUUGGUUUGGGGCAGAAGGAGUUAGCUGAAGCUUUAUACGAAGGCUGAGGUGAUCCAAAUACCGCAACGUGUUUGUGCAUGCUAGAAUAAGCAAACAAAAAAGCACAUAAAUUACAGGCUAGAUGGAGAUUAGCAAGCAUCUGUCACCUGCCAACCCUACCAGAAAGCACACAGUUGUUUGGUGGGAAAGGCCACCUGACGAGCCUGAUCCUGGAACAGAUGAUAUCAGAGAAGUCACAAGGAGUCCCUAAAGCCAAUGAAGUCCUGCUCUGCUGCUGGCAAGUUUACCCCGGACAAAAAGGGGGGACUUCUCAUGCUUCCCCAUGCCAGCACUUCACCCGCCCAUCUGCACGCUCCCACUGCACCGCGAUGUGCUCCAGGUUUACCCACCGAGUUUCUGUUCCCUGUCAGUCUGCCCACAGCAACAGCAUUGGAAGUAACGUGGCUUCGUUUUAAAAACAAAGCAAACAAGUGUUCUUCAGUAUAAUGCAAUGGCAGAUGCAGCGUGAAGACGCUUUCUACUGGUACAGUCCUUCCACCACCCUUCGGGGUAAGCAUCCCAGCUGUGCUUGCACAGAGUACAUUUGGGAGGGCCUUAAACUCAGCUGAGCCUUUUAAAGAUAUUUAAAUAUGAGGCCUUAUUUCUGAAGCCUGUCUUUUGUGUUAUUACUCAUACUGUACAAGUAUAUGCAUGCACUCUCGCACAGGAAUUGGGCUUAGCUACUGACAUUUAAAUAAGCUAUUUUUCGUCUCGCAUAGAUCCUGUCUUCAGCAGACCUCCCCCAACCUGCCUGGCAAGGACUUUGAGAAAACAACAGAGUUAAGCGUGGCAACAGGAGAACUUUUGCAUCCAACUAGCCACUUCUAGUCCACAAGCAGAUCUCUCCCGCAGAGCCGGGCUGGCUGGGGAACUGCGGCAGCCUCGUGACCCCGAGCACAGCUCUGGGCAAUCGCACGGGAAACCACAGAGCUCUGCUCUAAAGCAUCUUCGCCUCUGAGGCGUGUGAAAGGCUGGCAGAGAACGCCGGUGACAUCAUGUCAGCCUGCGCGGUCCCCUGUAGGUUUUGCAUAUUAUAUAUAGACGUUGGCUUUUGUUGUUUGGGGUUUUUUGUGCGUGUGUGUAUGUGCGUGUGGUUUUUUGUUUGUUUUUUUUUUUUUUUUUAAAAAAAAAGGUACAAGAUCCUUCCUUGAAAGAGUGAGGAAGUCAACUCUUAAGACUGUUGCCUCCUAACCACAAAAUUAUGGUUAAGGCCGGAUCUGCUUUUAAGUCUUGCGUCGCAAGAAUCACUUACUGGUCAUUACCUACAGAUUAAUAGAUCAAUACGCAAGAGCGCUGUCAAGCAAAGGAAACUAUCUGACUUUGUUCAGUUUAGUCACAAACACUACUGUCAGGUAAAAUAUCCACUACAGAGGUGUUGAAGUGGACAUGGCCCAAACAAUGUCUGUUCUGCAGCAGUAAAUAAGGAAAAGAUGCCUUGAAACAGAUCCUUACCCUCCGUGUAACCACAAAACCAACUCGCAGAUCGCACAGCUAUAUAUAUAUUUUUUUUUUUUUUUCCUCUGGGAUCUGUCACAAGCAACCCACACCUGCACUCCUGGCCGUUCCUCACAGCACCUUUCCCUAUGAACGUAUGGGCGACGUGGCAGUCAGAGAACAAACGCAGACGUUAAAAAAAAAAAAAAAAAAAAAAAAAGUCAGUCUGGUGAAACAGUAGAGCAAACAAAGGAGAGACUUCACCCAGGCGCGACAGCGACUGCCAACAUGCCCAAGAAACUGGAGGAAGGAGGAGGGAGCAAUGCUGUAGAAAAACAGGAAGCAUUGCCCUUCCCCGCAUGGAAAGCGGCUCUCGCGCACACGGGAAACUUUCCAAGUGAGAGCCACCCAGUGCUGGAGAGCGGGCGAGUGGUUUCACUGAGAGUCAGAUCUGGAGAUCCCUUGGGAGGUACGUUCCAGCUCCAGGCCAGCUCAGAACCGGCUCUCUCAGUUUCUGGUGUGCAAUGUUAAGGAUGUUCUUCCUUUUUCUCUUGUAUUUCGUCUCCCCUGGAUUUUCACAUCCUUACGGAAGUGAUGAUGGCACUAGCAUUCGGUGGUCAUCACCUGGCCCCCCGCACCAUUAGAUGUUUCCCAAGAUCUUUAGGGUCCCCAGCUGUGCAAUGCUACGUUGUGGCAGGACACAAGAAGCACAAAGUGUGACCUAGCUGCCACACUGGCUCUGUUUCUUGUAUGGAAGAAAUGCAGGACAGAAAAACAGAAUAUUUGCAUGUUCACUGGUGCAAAACGUAUUACUUCUCUCUCUUCCCUCCUCACCUCCCUCCAUUGUUCACAUCACCCUUUAAGCCAACAGGCUUGUGAGACCUCCACAAGGUUGACUAUCAUCAUCUCCACCACAGAAAAAGGGCUAAGAAGGUUCCACCUCUUUUUGACUACGCUGAUCCAAAAGAAUUGAUGUGGCUGUGGACUUUGUUUCAGCAUUCUUUAUCUCCCUCCCAAAGCAAAAUUUAUUGCUCUAUUUUUUUUUUUUUUUUUUCACUUGCUUUACCCAAGACAAGUAUAAGCCUCGGAAAGCACAUGUGCUUGAACCUAAUGCUGAGUAAGUCACACCUACCAGAUGUAUCCCCACUGUCGCCCAAGAUAAUGUUGGGUCUUCUGUUAUUACCUCCCCAAGGGAACACCCACGUGAGGAAAUUCAGCAGCCGCACUAAAGCCCCUUGUGACCGUGCUCUUUAAGGGGCAGCAUUUGUGCAGACCUGAUGCUCACGCUUUUUGAAGCGUCAGAGCAAUUCCCAACUCAUCACUCCCCGAAGGAGGGGACUUCCAAAGGGCAGGGAGAAAGGAGAAGAUGCCACGGCUGGCUCCCGGGCUGCCACCGUUCUGCACUCAACUGACAGUUCACUUUCUGCAUUAGUGCAAGGGCCGUCUUUGUAACAGCGGUGGAAAGAGCUCCUUCUCCAGUGCCACAAGGUUCACCGUGCUGGCGGUGAGGACAGCACCGCUGAUUUAGAAGCUGCCUCUGGCUCUUAUGUUUGGCCCCUCACACGAGCAUCAGCAGAGUCCCAGGGAGGAGGCGUUUAUUGAGGAGACGUUACUUGGCAUAACUACCUUCCCAGCCACCAGCAGAAAUUCUGCCUUUCACGUGCCUCCCGAGCAAGCUACCAAAGGGGCUCUGCUGUACUUUUCCUAGGCAGGAUCGAGCAGGUUUCCAGCUCAGGCACUGACUGGAGGAUCUCCUUUAAGUCACACACAAGGACCAGAUAGCCUUACGAGCAUUACAGAAGUCCUUCAUGCCAUCUGACGUGGUUGACCCAGGAAUUCCCAUCUCCUCUUUCCGAACCUAGCAAGUUCACACCACUGCAGCAGCUUCAAGUUCUUUUUCCCACGUCCCCACCCUCCGUAGGCCACUUUGCCUUCCACCUGUGAAGCUGACACUUGUUGAGGUGUUCCUCACGGUCCUAUCGUGCUCCUUACUUUCAGCAUCCGCGUCGAGUAGCAGCAGGAGGCUGAAUCUUCCUGGACUUGACAGACUCCUCCAAGGCUGAUGACACCCAGCAUUAACUGCACAUCAGAUGCGAGAAGCGCUGUUUUCCAACUUUCCUUGGACUUCAUUCAAAGCAACAGCUGGUUCAAACAAACUCCUGAGAAAGCUCAGCUUUCUGCCAACCAAGAAAAUCUCACCAUUUCAUAGAAGGCAUAUGCUCUCAGAUUGAAAGACAACCUGCUGUUGCCGCAGUCAUCCGGACUCUUCCAUGUUUUGGAUACUUAUGAGAAACACCUCCCCUUUCCAUCUCCUGUUGGAAAGAUGACAUCCAUUCUCAUUUCCAAGUCUGAUCAGUCAAGAGCCUCUGACUCUGGACUGAAGACACCUCUCCCUGGUGCAGCCUGAAACAAGCAACUUCUUGAAAGCCCUUUGGUGUUUCAGGACAUAGUGGCCACGCUGCAUGGCAGUGUGCAUUUCUGACAGCACGUCACGCUCGGGUCUCCGUUCUCUUCACUACUUCUGCAGGAUUUUCAGUUCAAGACCGAGAUUCGGUCUUCACUGUCAGGGCCCUCUUGUGAGCACGAUGACAGCUGCCUCCCCCUUCCACUGAAGAACCCCAACACGCUUCACAGAGCUUUCCUGUCUCUAGCACUUCUGCUCUGGAUUUGCUAAGAAAGUGUCUGUCUGCAGAGGAAAGAAGCGCUUGCUCCCAGAUCUCGAUGCAAAUGGGCUCCUGCACCUCCCAAGCUAUUUCCUAAACUUCCUGAUUGUACCGAGACUUUCAGCUAUGCCUCACUCUUGCCUUUGCACCUCAGGUUGGUGUCAAAAGACCCAAUGAGCUGUCUCGGGACAUCAGACCCCUAAGCACAGUACCUGUGUCAACAGAUGCGAGGCGGUUGCUAACUUCCUAUCUGUGUCAUAACAUCCUGUUUUGUGGACACCGCCAGAGCAGCAAGACCAAGAAAACAAAGUGAAGAAUGUUUUCUGAAAUCCCGGUUUGCAGACUUGAAGUUAAUAACCUGUCAGUAAGGGAAGUGCUAACAACGCCAAAGCCCCGGCGGUGCCACGGGAGGUGGAUAUGGCAACGAAAGGUGGAAAAGACAUUCCCUUGCCCCUCUCCUCUGCCCUCCUGGAUCGCAGCACUCCAAAGCGCUACGAGCCCCAGAGAUCCCACCAGAGGCCAGCCCCUAAACACCCAGGCCACCGAGAAAUACGCAGCCGAGCUGCUGCUGGGGAUCAUGCCCCGGGUGCCCGCCAGAUUUACGCCCGCCGUAACCACCACCCAUCGCCCACAGUCUGCCGGCAGGCCAACGCCGCGCCGCGGAGACCGCAGGCUGCUCUCGAGAUGCUGCCAACAGGCCAGGAUCGGCCAUACCUGUUUCAUAUGGUGAAAUGGAUGACUGGGACAACAGCGAUGAAUUCAUUCAGCGACUGGAUUUUUCUAGCUGUGGCGAAGACAGCGAAGACAGAAGUGUAAAUGAAGAGGAUGCCCUGAGCUCGAGCCCCCCCAGGAGCUCUGAGUUCCAGAAGUGGCAAGGGAGCAGUCCUCUGCCAGCAACCCCUCAGAGAAAACUUGGUGAGAUCUUCUUGAACAAGACAAAAGCCUGGGUGAGCCCCACCCUGAAGUCUUCUCCAACUGUGAGCAAGAACUGGGGUAAUGCUGAGACACCACUGCACAUCACCUGGAAAAAGCUGCAGCUAUGUGACACCCCCCACACUCCCAAGAGCCUGUUAUCAAAGACAGCUUUUCCUUCACCUGGGACAAAGGUCCCACCCAAAGGCUUCCGACAUCUGAGAUCUACUCCUGAUGCUGACUUCGAUGAUGCUACCCAAGCUUCUCUUGUCAACAUUAAUCCCUUUACACCAGAGUCGUAUCGACAAAUGCUCUUUCCUCUUAAUGGCAAGCGGAGGACCAGAGAACUGAGGGAUCCUGAUCUGAGAAACGAGAUGCAACAGCAGCUACCUACAAAAAGAUGUCCUCUGAAAGAGAGCAAUAUGGUUUCCCGCUACAAGAAGGAGUUCCUGGAACUAGAAAAAAUUGGUGUGGGGGAAUUUGGCUCUGUCUACAAGUGCAUCAAACGCCUAGAUGGAUGUGUUUAUGCCAUCAAACGCUCCAAAAGGCCUCUGGCAGGAUCCUCGGAUGAGCAGCUGGCACUGCGCGAGGUUUACGCUCACGCUGUCCUUGGGCACCACCCCCACGUUGUGCGCUACUACUCGGCCUGGGCAGAGGACGAUCACAUGAUUAUCCAAAAUGAACACUGCAACGGUGGGAGUCUCCAAGAUGUGCUGCUGGAAAAUGAAAAGCUUGGCCAGUAUUUCCUAGAAGCAGAGCUUAAAGAAAUACUGUUACAAGUAUCCAUGGGCCUAAAAUACAUCCACAACUCUGGCCUUGUGCACCUGGAUAUCAAACCCAGUAAUAUCUUCAUCUGUCACAAGCUGGCAGUUGCAGGCCCUGCUGGGCAGGAAGAGAGUGACAGCGAAGAUGAGUUAUCUUCUGGUGUGGUGUAUAAGAUUGGUGACCUUGGCCAUGUAACGUCAAUAACAAACCCUCAGGUGGAGGAAGGAGACAGACGGUUUUUGGCCAAUGAGAUUCUGCAAGAGCAAUACUGCUAUUUGCCGAAGGCAGACAUCUUUGCCCUGGCACUCACAGUAGCUUUAGCGGCAGGCACGGCACCGCUGCCUCACAACGGGGCCAUGUGGCACCACAUCCGCAAAGGCAAUAUCCCACCGAUCCCCCAGAAGCUUCCUCAUUGCUUUCUUGAACUCCUCAAGCUCAUGAUCCAUCCUGACCCAGUGGAAAGACCUUCUGCCACGGCUCUUACUAAACAUCCAGUUCUCUGUCCUUCACGUGGAAAAGCUGUGCAGCUCCAGAAGCAACUAAAUGUGGAGAAGUGCAAGACUGCCAUGCUGGAAAGGGAACUUAAAGCAGCCCGCCUUGCCCAGACCCUCAUGAAGGACCAGCCCUUAGGAAGUGCCAAGUUGCAAGAGUCUGAAACCUCUUCUAAGCAGAGCAGCAAACGCCUGGUGGGAGGGAAGAGCUGUCGCUCAUUUAGCUUUACUUUGGGUUAUUGAAUCACCGUGUUGUCCAAAAAGCUUUGGUGGCUGAAUGGCCCUGUGAAAGCAGAGGGUUUGCACAGACCAGUGCCCCAUAUUAGCUCUCCCUGUCGUGGUUUUUGGUUCCCUUAUUAGUUAUGAUUUAGAUGUUGGCUGAGGGAAUAAUGACUAGCUUACAAGUGCCAGAUCAUGGGAUUUGAGAUGAUUGUCCUCAGUCUUACCUGUUUAAGUUCUCGUGCAACUGGUCUUGUUCUAGAUUCAGAAUAGCUUUGCCAUACGAGGGAAAGGAUGGAAUUUCCUCUACUCGCUUCCCUCUCUGUUUUUACUGAUGAUGUUUUUGUGAUCUUAACACUUGGCCACCUGCAUAUCUUUAGAGGGGAGACAACGGCUGUACAUGGAGACAGCAUCUACAGCUGGGUCAUCUUAGAAACGAGGUGGUAGAGACUGUGAUAGACAGGUAGUUGGUUUUGGGUUGGUUGUUUUGUGUUUUUUUUUUUAUCUACACACCAGGAGGCAGGCUGGUUACAUAGCAGUCCGGUAGAAUUGGGAUGCAAUUAGCGUGGCGUUUUGCUGAGGACAAAGAGAACACUGAGUUAAGGGGGCCUUUUCUUGUGGAAGGAAAACUUCCCCACCUUGUGACAGCAAGCAACAGUAUCAUGUAACUGAUGUGGUUAAGCUUUUGCAGACCUAGUCCCUGGUGCCUGACUUUUGUCCCUCAGCAAGGACUCGGUUAAAGCCUUGGGGGGGGAAAUGGCUGUGGUGGGUCUGCGUGCCCACCUCCCCCCCAGCACCCCACGGGCGGUGCAGCUGCCUGCCUGCGGCCUUUUGGCAACGAGGAGGGAAAUCACCAAGGGCUUUUUGUGCGCCUUGUCAGGUUGUUGUGUGUAUUUUUUUUUUUUUUUUUCCUGGAGUUGCCCAUGUGAAGUGUGUAUGUAUUUAGGCAAUCUCAACCCCCUGCUUAAUGUAAUUUCCUGAAUCCUUGCUGGCUGUGUGUCUAGCUGUGAUAGGUGGGCACAGAUGUUGUACUGUUAUGAGGGAGAGCGUGUUAUUACUCUUGGGUUUUAACUGAAGUUUUGUUUUCAAGCGUUGGACAGUGCCGGUUUUUAAAACUGUUAGAUACUACCCUUUAAGAAGCGAAACGCGCAAAUAAAGAUUUUAAUCCUUUUUACCUA
Messenger RNA from Tyto alba (common barn owl), 8267 nucleotides. Its product is annotated as WEE2 oocyte meiosis inhibiting kinase. Gene Ontology annotation, biological process: regulation of meiosis I; positive regulation of helicase activity; protein phosphorylation. The record is from RefSeq and is a predicted model, not a curated record. The coding region runs from base 5434 to 7113 and encodes 559 amino acids. Gene Ontology annotation, cellular component: mitochondrial nucleoid; nucleus. The transcript has 12 exons. Lineage: Eukaryota; Metazoa; Chordata; Aves; Strigiformes; Tytonidae. Gene Ontology annotation, molecular function: non-membrane spanning protein tyrosine kinase activity; magnesium ion binding; ATP binding.